Messenger RNA from Paramecium pentaurelia, 1172 nucleotides. NCBI's taxonomy places the organism in Eukaryota, Ciliophora, Oligohymenophorea, Peniculida, Parameciidae. The record is from the annotation of a GenBank genome assembly.
AAUGAAAAGGUAUAUUGUGUAUAUGUACCAAUACAAGGUCCGACUCAAGUUCAUCAGAUAGAUCCUCCAAGUAAAAUUCAUCUUAAAUGCUUUAGGAAAAAAGCCAAAAGAGAUCAUAGAAAGAAUUCAAGUUCAUCAAGUAGCUCUAGAAGUACAUUUCUUAGUUAAAUUGUACUAGGAGACAAGAAAAAGAAAUAGAAAAAGGAGAAGAAAGAUAAGAAAGAAAAGAUUUCAUAAAGUAAUUCAAACUUUGUGAAUUUAGAUAUUGUGGCAUCAUAAAAGUUGUAUAUAAUUUUGAUAGUUUAGAACUUAAAGAUCAAGAUCUAGAUCUAAGUCAAAAUCAAAGUCUCAUUCAAAAUCAAAACCAAAGGAUGAUCCAAACAUAAUAAAAAAAGGAAGGGGUCAUAUGAAUAGUUACCUUUUGUAAGUUUAUUCUUGAUUUUAAUAAGUGGUUGGAAGAAUGAAGAUUUUAGUUAAGCUAAUUCUUAUUUGAAAAAGUAUUAAUAAAAUCAAUUAUUAAUAUUAGAAUUGAUUAAACUAUUAGGAGAAAAAAUAAACCACCUCAAAUAAAUAAACCUUAAGAAUAAGGAUAAACAACAAAUGAUGUGAAUGUUAAUUUAGAAAAAAAAGUUGAUGAUUAAUAAGUAUGAUUAUUAGUUCUUAGAUUUAAUAAGGUGGAAAGAAAAAAUUAUAAUUAAGGAAACUAUCGAAGAUUUAAUAAUAAUUCUUCAUAUAGAAGAUUUGAUAAAAGAGAUAGACGUGAUUAUGAUAGAAGUUAGAGAAAUGAUAGGAAUGAUAGGAGUGAUAAAAAUGAUAGGAAUGAAAAAAAUGAGAGAAAUGAUAGGAAUGAUAAAAAUGAUAGAAAUGAUAAUAGAAAUGAAAAAAGUGACAGAAAUGAUAGGAACAAUAGUUUCAAUAGAGAUAAAUAUAGAAAUAGAUUUAAUGAUAGAGAUAGAGAUAGAAAUAAUAGAGAUAGAGAUUAAAAAGGAGAUGAAAGAAGUAUAAUUAUAAAUUAAUAAUAUAAGAUUAAAGAAAUUAUUAAUAUCAUUCUAAAUGGGCUCAUGAUUGCUUUGAAAAGGAUAAAGAUUAAAGUCCUAAUAACAAUGUAUUAAUUAUUUGUAAUUUAUAUUUUAGCAAGUUAAACCAAGAGGAUCCCCUAUAUACAAAUGAGU